Punica granatum (pomegranate) is the source of this 3511-nucleotide messenger RNA. The record is from RefSeq and is a predicted model, not a curated record. Lineage: Eukaryota; Viridiplantae; Streptophyta; Magnoliopsida; Myrtales; Lythraceae.
GAUGUCCCCGUAUAAAGUAAUGCAUUAAAAGUCCUUGCGACAGCUUUCCCCCAUUUUCAAAGGACUCAAAACCCCCUGUACAAUUUCAUCACAUUCCCAAAAUUCACUUCAUACACACAUCCUUAAGCCUUAGCCAUGGCCGGGGAAACCUCGACCCAACCUCCGCCGGCUUCAGCCCUGCCCGAAUGGAAGUAUGAUGUGUUCGUGAGCUUCAGGGGUGAAGAUGCGAGGAAGAGCUUCAUGUCCCACCUCUUCCGUGCCUUUGAGCGUGCCGAGAUCAGCUGCUACCACGACGUCGACUGGGACCAACGCGGCCGCAUCGUGGGACCGAUGCUCUUGGAAGCGAUCCGCGGCUCGAGGAUUGCCUUUGUUCUCUUCACCACCCACUACUCCAACUCUAGGUGGUGCCUUGACGAGCUUGUCGAGAUAAUGAACUGUGACGGGCAGGUGUAUAGAGACCAUGGCCACAUGGUGGUCCCAAUCUUCUUUGACGUGGAGCCAACGGACGUCCGGAGGCAGAAAGGGGAGUUCGGGAGAGGGUUAGAGAGCAGUGCGGCCGAGCAAGGGGAGGCCAAGGCGGCUGCCUGGCGGGCUGCCCUCGAUGAGGCAGGGAACCGAUCGGGAUGGCAUUUACAGAAUGACACCAACGGGGAUGAAUCAAUGCUCAUUGAGAAAAUUGUGGGGCAAAUCUCUAGCCUGACUGCCUUCGCGAAUUCACACUACUUCAUAAAAGAUGCAGUCGGAAUAGAUGAAAGUGCACGCGCUGUGAUUUCCUUGUUAGAUGCCGGGCCAUCUGAUGAUGUGCGUGUCAUUGGUUUAUAUGGGAUGAAAGGGAUAGGAAAGACAACCUUGGCAAGACUUGUAUGCAGCCGCAUUUACAACAAAUUUGAAGGCGUGAGUUUCUUGGAAAACAUUGGAGAUACAAAACAUCAAGAAAUUAUUAAGUUCCAGAAGACGCUCCUCAACGAUGUCUUGAAAAUAAAUCACUUGGCAUUGGACGAGCAUCAUUGGUACCACAACGCUAGUCUGAUGAGGGAUAAGUUGCGCAAUAAGAAGGUACUUCUCGUACUGGAUGACGUGAAACAAAAGAAUCAGGUUACAUUACUUGCGGGUGGACGAGGAGGACUGCUUGGUCGCGGUAGUCGAAUCUUAAUAACCACGAAAGAUGAGUCGCUGCUGGAUGGUCUUAAAGUACACCACAAGUUCAUAGUCUCAGGACUUGGUCCAACAGAAUCAUUGCAGCUCUUUGGUCGUUACGCGGUCCACGAUGGAGGAGAUGACCUGGAAGAAGGUUGUGAUUGUGAAGAAUUGUUCAAGAAUCUCGUUCACUAUGCAGGAGGGCUUCCAUCAGCCAUUAAAACUCUCGGCACUUGCCUUUUCGGGAGAAAGAAAGAUCAAUGGGGCAAGUUGUUGGAGCAGUUAGAACGAAAUCCUAUUCUAGAUUGGAUUGAGGCAUAUUCAGAAAAUACGGACUCAUUUCUCCAACCUCAUGAAUCCGUGGUUGAGCCAUGCGGAGAAAGUGGCGGGACUCCUUAUGACGAUAAAGCCUAUAAGGGUAUAAGGCAGAUGGAAAUUGUUGUGUUCGGGCCAGUCAUUGGUUCUAUCCGCAGUGACUACGAUCAUGGUGGGUCUCUUGUACGUUCAGCUAGGCAUGGUGGAUCCCACGAAGGCAAAACUAUUACGGUUACACUAGAUUACCCGGAUGAAUUUUUGACUUCAAUCUCAGGUUGUACAAAUACAGAUCUCAGCAUUAUCCAGUCCCUCUCGAUCCACAGUAAUCGGAGGACGUAUGGACCAUUUGGCGAUGAAAAUGGGAAACGUUUCUCUUUUCAUGAUAAACAAAUUAAGGGUAAAAAGAUACUCGGAUUCUUCGGGAAGUGUGACCCCUAUGUAAAUUCUAUUGGAGCAUAUAUCGGGCCAAUUUCACAUCCUUAUCCAUUCAGAACCAUAGGCCCGUUUGGUAACCAGGAUGGAAAUUCUUGGAACGAUGGAAAGCAUGCAGACAUAUGGCAGAUCGAUGUGGUCUUUGAUUCAGAAGUUGAGUCUAUCAGCAUCAUUUACGACAAUGACGGUCACGGCACAAUUCCCAUCACCCACGGUGAAAAAGGAGGCGGCAAAUUCUACUCGGUUAGGCUGGCCUAUCCGUACGAGUACUUAAGAUCGAUCUCGGGCUACCUGAGAGAACAUCUCGGCAGACUCAUUCUACAGUCAAUCUCAUUCAACAGUAACAGGAGAAAGUAUGGACCAUUUGGUCGAGAGGUUGGGAUACCAUUCAGUGGUCCUUCAACUGGUGGCAAGAUCGUGGGAUUCUAUGGAAGCUGCAAUCGCCAUCUCGAAUCAAUUGGAGCAUAUCUUGAACCAGUUUCUCACAGACAUCAUGUGAGAAUUGUUGGACCUUUCGGAGGUAAUGGUGGAGGCCCUUGGGAUGAAGGAAGACAUACCGGUUUAAGGCAAAUCAUUAUCAGGUGUGGAACCGUGAUGGAUUCCAUUAAAUGCGUAUACGAUGACAAUGGAACCUCUUCGGAUGGAUCGAAACAUGGUGCAGGUCGCGGCCCGUAUUCGCAUACGAUUGAAUUGGAUUGUGCAAAUGAGUAUAUAACUUCCAUUUCCGGCUAUCUUGGUCAAUUGCGUGAAAUGUAUCUUGUUCACUCAUUGACAUUCCGAAGCAACAAAAGAGUGUAUGGUCCAUAUGGUCAAGAGAAAGGCUCAUACUUUUCAUCCCCGCCAAAUAUCGGAAAGAUAGUUGGAUUGUAUGGAAGAUCUGACUCACAUCUCGAUUGCAUUGGGGCAUAUUUUGCACCAGUUUUUGAUCAUCUGAACCCAGCCAACACUGUUGGACCAUUUGGAGGUGGAAGUGGAGAUCCCUGGGACGAUGGAAAACAUACAGAUGUGCAACAAAUCUUUCUUUCUUACGGAGUAAUCAUUGAUGGCAUAUGUUGUGUUUACGACAAAGGCAAGAAAUCAGCACACCAUGGCGAUAGAGGUGGAUGUUCAUAUACGAUUGAGCUGGACUGCCCAAAUGAAUACUUGACAUCAAUCUCAGGAUAUACUGGAAACUUCCGAGGUAAUACAGUCGUCAGAUCGCUCACAUUUCAGAGCAAUAAAAAGACGCAUGGGCCAUUCGGCCACGGUGGAGGAACACCUUUUUCGUUCACAACUAGUACCGGGAAACUAGUUGGAUUUUAUGGACUAAGUGGCAGAUACAUUAAUUCAAUUGGAGCGCAUGUUGAUCACUUCUAAGGCCAGUAACCUUCCAAAAAAAAUUGGCUUCCAGAAGGCUUCUCUUGUUCAGUUAUUUUCUUCCCAACAUUUCUCUUCAAUUUCUUUUGAAUUUGUUUUCCUUUUUGGUGAAUAGCCAGGAAACUGAAUACGAGGCGGCAAAAGUUUGUAUGUCUAUUUGUUUUGUGAUCUUUUCGCGUCUUGCUCCCUCACUUUCCACUUCAACCAUCCUCUAGCUUAUUUGGAUUGCGGAUCAUGGAGGAUUAUUGUUCAACAAACGUUAUCCUUUUUA